AUGGAUCCGGAAGUCGAUGCUGUUCCGACCGAAUCUCUUUUCCGCCCAGCAAAGAAGCGCAAGUUUGCGCGACGACGUCUUGAUCAUGAGGCCGAAGACACUGCAGAUACCAAUCCAGCCCUGAUCGCCAAUAACCAGAAUGACAAUGUUGGCCCUGCACAAACAACACCAGGAAGCAAUCAAAUCCGCCGUCCGCGUGCGAUUCGAAAAGGUGGAAUUGGGUUCUCUACUAAAUCGAGACUGGGAAACGAUCAUGGCCAGCAACUAGUGCUAGCACCACCAGCUGGAGAAUCGGAGGAAGAUAAGAUACGCGCUAUGAAUGAGCGUUUCACAGGUUAUACUGGUCAAUCAGAUGACGUUGACCGCCACAUGUACGAAUCUUUUCCCAAAACUGGUUGCCAGGCUUUUUCGGUAUGGACUAACAAGAUAAGGAUGGCAUACAUAGAUUCCGAAAUGGCUAAGCGCUUCCAUUCCAAUCAAAAAACGACGAAUCCAAGUUCAAAACAAGCAACCCAAGAGGAGGUCGCCGCGGGGCUUUCGUUCCACGGGCAGCAACAACGUGAACCUGCUUCUCUAGGAAAACUCCAUGAAAUCGAUCUCGGCCAGGAGGCAACUUUGCGAAACAUUGCGCGUACGGAAGCCGCGACUCGCAGGUUGGCUGGCGAUGACAAUUUGCCUCCAUCAGAGGAGAACACCUUCUCGGAGGGUGGUCGCUCUGCCCCAGCCGGCAAGUCAAGGCGCAAUCAUAACCAAAGAACGAACGCAGAUGUUGAGAGAGACCGUCUUGUAGAGGAGGUACUACGAGAGAGCAAACUGGAUGUCUAUGACGAGUAUGAAGAUGAAGCACACAUGGACGACGCACAGGCUGCUGAUGACCGGGUGGCUGAGCAAUUUCGACGAGACUUCAUGGAUGCGAUGCAAUCUCGUCGUCGGCUUCGGACCACAAAGCCAGUGGCCAAGGAUGAAGGGCCCAAAGGUCCCAAGCUGGGGGGCAGCCGCAGUGCGAGAGCUGCAAUGCGGGAAACACAAACAGGAAAGAAAUAA
This is a messenger RNA of Penicillium soppii, 1044 nucleotides long. RefSeq names its product telomere length and silencing 1 family protein. The transcript is spliced from 2 exons. Gene Ontology annotation, biological process: mRNA splicing, via spliceosome. Gene Ontology annotation, cellular component: spliceosomal complex. The record is from RefSeq and is a predicted model, not a curated record. The coding region runs from base 1 to 1044 and encodes 347 amino acids. NCBI's taxonomy places the organism in Eukaryota, Fungi, Ascomycota, Eurotiomycetes, Eurotiales, Aspergillaceae.